Molecule: messenger RNA, 7458 nt
Organism: Haplochromis burtoni (Burton's mouthbrooder)
Lineage: Eukaryota; Metazoa; Chordata; Actinopteri; Cichliformes; Cichlidae
Gene: kcna2b
Product: potassium voltage-gated channel, shaker-related subfamily, member 2b
Exons: 2
Coding region: 1352-2845 (497 amino acids)
Biological process (GO): potassium ion transmembrane transport; protein homooligomerization
Cellular component (GO): membrane; dendrite; voltage-gated potassium channel complex
Molecular function (GO): delayed rectifier potassium channel activity; protein binding
Source: RefSeq, a predicted model, not a curated record
GUGGAAGAGUGAGGACAGGAGUGUCGGGGGUGGGGAGCGCAAAGGGAUGGGGCGAGGCGCACAAGAAGCUUUUAGUAUGCGCUGCAAUGCCUAACUGCAGCCCACGCAUCUCUACUAUGGUGAAUUAUGGUGAAAUAUGAGAAACACGGGAAGAGCCGGCAGCUCAAAAACAGUUAGACGUGAUGAGAUGACACAGCCGCUGGACUGAUUAGUCAAAUAGGGGAAGAAGGGCACAUAUGAAGAAAUAGACGAACGACCUCAAGACACCUUUUGAGAAGAGAAAAACUGGAUUUAACAAAACAUUAAUAGGCUACAUGCGUCUGCACAACAACAAGACAAUCGCGGUGAAUUCCUGCAUGCCAUUAGCCUAUCUGAAAUAAUGCUGCCUGUACUCGGACAGAUAAUGCUAUGCUGCUUUGUUUAGUGCAUGGAGACUGUUGUGGAUUUCCAUGAUCCGCACAGGAUAGGGCUGCAAAUGGCUUGAGCAUGUCUGGCACCUGCCCCUCCAAACUAACUCGCGCUUGCAGUCAACUACAACAUUUCCAUUUAAUGUCUGAAAUGCAUGAACUUGGCUGCUUGGACUCACAUUUAUUAGCAAUAGCUUAUUUCGCCAUCAGAGGGUUGGUUUCAUCCAUGGAGUUGUGAAUGCAUUCUGUUUCUUAGUAAUGUGCAUCACUGGUGUAGUCAUAUGGAUUUUCCCCAUCCGAAAAAAAGGAUGGUGAUAUUUACGUUGAAAUAAUUAAAAAAGUAACAUUUUUUUAAACAACUUAGGAAUCAAACAGGUGAUUCCGCGUUAUUUCUUAAAUCUCCUCGGCGGCUUUCAGAGUAUCUUUUCUUCAGUAAGUCCACUGAUGCCAGGCAACAAGGCUGUCGUUGUUUUUGUUUUGGGCGACGGCAGUGUCAUGUUAAAUUUAACUAAUGUCAGGAUUUUAAGUGUGUUUAUGUGCAAACCACUUGCCCCCACCGUCGUCCCCGACCAGCUUCAGCCUGUAGCGUAGCUGCAUCUCGGCAUGUGCCCGCUGGUCACUGAAGCGAUGGAGGUAACUCCUGCAUCCUCACACCUUGUCCCCUCUCCCAUUCCCACUGCCGCCUUGCUGCAGCGCCAGAGCUUCGGAUGAUAUAUGAGUGACAGGAAGGAGCUGCUUGGACCGAGGGGAGUGACUCAGGACCGGGCACUCUGCUUAAGAUUUACCAGCAGAGGACAGAGACUGUAAACAAGCCCAAUACGUGCCUGUGAAAAGUAGCAGCAGGCAAAUCUGCCUGACUGUACAAGUGUGUGGAGCCUUUACCUACUUGUGGCCCAGCGUGGCCCCGCCCGGUCUGAAAGCUGCAGGUCCCAUCUUCUUCCAUCAUGACGGUCGCUACCAGCGACCCUGCGGAUGAAGCAGCAGCACAUCCAGGUCAGUCUCAUGACCAUUACGACUCGGAUCCGGAUCAUGAAUGCUGCGAGAGGGUUGUCAUUAACAUCUCAGGCUUGCGCUUUGAGACACAGCUGAAGACACUUUCCCAGUUUCCAGAGACACUGCUAGGUGAUCCUAAAAAAAGGAUGAGGUAUUUUGAUCCGCUCCGGAAUGAAUACUUCUUUGAUCGGAAUCGACCAAGUUUUGACGCUAUUCUGUAUUAUUACCAGUCUGGAGGGAGACUGCGCCGGCCUGUUAACGUGACUCUUGACAUUUUUUCUGAGGAGAUCCGAUUUUAUGAAUUGGGUGAAGAGGCUAUGGAAAUCUUCAGGGAGGAUGAAGGUUUUAUAAGGGAAGAGGAGCGGCCUCUGCCAGAAAACGAGUUCCAGAGACAAGUGUGGCUUCUGUUUGAAUAUCCAGAGAGCUCAGGACCAGCUCGCAUCAUUGCCAUAAUCUCUGUCAUGGUGAUUCUUAUCUCUAUUGUCAGUUUCUGUCUGGAGACACUGCCACUUAAUCGAAACGAAGAUGAGAUGUAUAACUCACUCCAGUCCACAUACAACACCACCACUCCAUCUGCAAGCUUUUAUUUUACAGAUCCUUUCUUCAUUGUUGAGACGCUUUGCAUCAUCUGGUUCUCUUUUGAGUUCCUAGUUAGGUUCUUCGCCUGUCCCAGCAAAACUGGAUUUUUUGGCAACAUCAUGAACAUCAUUGAUAUUGUGGCAAUCAUCCCGUACUUCAUCACCCUCGGCACAGAACUAGCAGAGCGGCCAGAGGAUGGCCAGGCAGGCCAGCAAGCCAUGUCGUUGGCUAUUCUCCGUGUCAUCCGUCUAGUUAGGGUAUUUCGUAUCUUCAAACUCUCACGUCAUUCCAAGGGACUCCAGAUCUUAGGGCAGACACUGAAGGCCAGCAUGCGUGAGCUGGGCCUCCUCAUCUUCUUCCUGUUCAUUGGUGUCAUCCUCUUCUCUAGUGCGGUCUACUUUGCAGAAGCAGACGAGCCAGUUUCUCAGUUCAGCAGCAUCCCCGAGGCCUUUUGGUGGGCAGUGGUUUCCAUGACAACCGUAGGCUACGGAGACAUGGUCCCAACAACUAUUGGGGGGAAGAUUGUGGGGUCUCUCUGUGCAAUUGCCGGUGUGCUGACUAUUGCACUGCCUGUACCGGUCAUUGUAUCAAACUUCAACUACUUCUACCACAGAGAGACAGAAGGUGAGGAGCAGGCACAGUAUCUGAAUAUGCCAAGUGUGCCUAAAGCCAGCUCAGCUGACGAGCUGAAGAAGAGCGGUCGGAGCGGCAGCGGAUCCACUCUCAGUAAGUCUGACUAUGUGGAAAUCCAAGAGGCAGUGAACCACAGUAUGGAGGACUUCAGAUCAGAGGCCAGGAAAACAGGAAACUGCACCCUGGCCAACACUAACUAUGUAAACAUCACCAAGAUGCGUACAGAUGUAUAAUGCGAGCUCGGAUGAUUUACUUCUGCUGGGAUCUACAAUAACUGUAGUAGGAAGCUAAAGGUCCGCAUACUGAUAAAUGUAUGGGGCCCAGAAUAAGAGUACAGAGCAGAUCAGUGAGAUUAACGUGGAGAAAGGGUCAGUAGAGAAGACCACAUCCUCUCCCACAUCAUGUUCAUACUAUAGAACUGUCAGCUGUCGUAUUCACGACAUUGUUAGUGUUUGCAUGGAGUUAGUCUUACCUGUGAAAGUAGUUAUCCUGCCUCCAACAGUAGCAAAAUUGUAGCCUAACCAUAAUAAUCAAUAAUAACAAUAUAAAAGGACCACAAAUUUUUUUUUAUCUUCUUUCUCUAAUUGCUGCACAAAGGAUGCAUGAUAACAAUAUUCCAACAAUAUUACAGACGUGUCAUAACUUAUAAAACAGGCCACUCGAUCAGCAUUCAUGGGCAGCUUUAAUCUGCUGCUCUAACUGCCAAGGUCCAGAUACACAGAAAGAUCAUUUCAACCAGAUCACAGCUGUUCUCUCGAGGGAACACCGAAUUAAGAAAGAAAGAACGAGAGUGCAGCACCAAUAUGCUGGUGGCCAUGUGCACUAGUAUUCAUUCCCUUGCUACAUCUUGUCUAGUACAAGCUAGCAGAGACAGGUAGAUACCAACAGUCUAAAUGAGUGCUUUGCUGUAAUUCUGUACACCACAUUCUUUUCCUGCCAUUUCUUCUUGAUGAAGUUCAAAAUGAUUUACAAUGUCUAUGCAGGGUGCGUGACUCUCUCCACUCGAAGCCUUUUCUUGCCUCUAAUUAGUGCAGAUUAGCAGGUGAACAGCAGAACACUGAACAGAGUGAAUGUCUUAACGUAUUCUACUAAUGAGUGUUUUUAAUAUAAUUAAUUUAUGAUCAACGUGGUCUUAUUACACAUAUUUUCAUGGCCUUAAUGUUGAAUGAAAUACUCUUUUAGUGUUCUGGGUGAGUUUCCAGCCUCUUUGCUGUAACCUUAGACACGCAGUUAAACGUGUUCAGCUUGACAUCACUGCCCAAAAUAAACGUUGCUGUUCUUGACUUCAAAGCAUUCCAUGUGUGUAGGAAUAGAUACAAUGAUUUUGUGGGCAAAUUGCUGACAUUCUGUUGCAUAUAUCAACACAGCUUAGGUCUCAUGAUCAACUGAAAUGUAUAUAUGUCAUUUUUAAGCUUCAGCUUUAGUGCCAGCAUUUGAGUUUACUGCAAGUCUGCUUACGACGUCUUUAGCAGUUAGCUGUUAAAACAGAGUAAUCUGACCUAAUCAAGCUGCUUCACAGCGUUAUCCUUUAAUGGCCUCCAUCUAAGGCAGACAUGAAAAGGGAACAUUUGUUUUCCUCUGAAAGUUGUUAUGUGCAACCACCUGCUAAAUUGGAUCUUGGUUUGUAAAAGACAUCAAUUUUCUUUUGCUAAUUUUGUAUACAUUUUUUUCCGUUUCUGCACCCAUUUCAGAAAUCAUUCCCCUGGCCCAACAUAUUUAACUAACCAAAACUUAUGCAGUUCUGAUUUUGCAAAGCUGCAUGUCCUCAAAAGUAAUCAUUGGUGCAUGCAUUAAUAUAAGUAAUAUUUGACAAUAAAGAAAGGAAAACGUACUUAAUUACAUACAUGGAAAGUUCUAAGCUAGAGAGGGUAGUGUGUUCAUGUGGCAGCUUAUUAGCUACCUCCAGCAUAGGAGAUGAAAGAUAUCAAACUAUGAUCCGCCCUGUGGAUGCUAACAACAUCCCAAACUCUUCACUUUUCUAUUUGUUAUAGUCUGUUGCCGUCACGACCUAGUAUCUAUGUAUCGUGAAAGCGCACCGUCUGCUCCCAGCUCAGUGGAUGCACUGAGAUUCAUAGCUGAUCAGUCAGAGUUUUUGCUCACCCAAGUGUAUUUGUAAUGCUCCAAGGAUCUGUAUGAGUGCUGCCAUCUCUAACAUAUAGGUCCAUCAACCUCGGUGUGUAAUAUUUUGUGGGUGAGAGAGCUUAUGAGAGAGAAAUAGACUCAGACACAAAGAGACUGUGAGAGAAACGUAGAGCUGACGUCACUGCUCUCAAAUGCUGCUCCCCUUGUUUCCAGGCUAGAAUGACAAUGGUGCUCAGCGUUAGCACAGUGUUUACAGCCUAUGUACUGCAUAUAUUAAACACAUGCACAUAGUAUAUUAAACAAAGCAAACUGAAAGGAAACACUCCGUUGUGAUGAUGUCCACAGUGCGUGUGGACCUGUGAGAUAAGCUACAGUGUCUGCAAAGGCAAGUUACUGAAGACUUAAAAUAUAAGGAAGUAGAGCAAAGUCUGUGAAGGGAAGUAUGAUCAUUCAAGUGAGACAACACUGCCGCAAUUUUCUCCCUUGUAUUUUUCUUAUGUGUAUUUGCAUUACUAUGAGCUGCUCCUGUGUACAGGAACACCUGCGUAUAUAUGUCACUUCAGGCUUAGGCUGGACGCUGUCUUUGCUGCUCUUCUUAGCAAGCAUACAACACCUGAAAUGACAACAAACUCUCAGAGAAACCAACAGCGUGGCACAUCAGGAUCUAAGUCAUGGAUAACACGGCUUUGCUGUACUGCACAACACGAGUGGACUUGUACACAGACACACAUUCAUACAAACACUGGGCAUUUUAAAACAUACAGACAGUGUACACAGAUGCUUACCCGUGACAUGUAAUCUUAUGGACAUGUCUGGCAGACGCAUUUCUGUGACAGACUUCGCUGCCACAACGGACCUAAACCUGCCGAUUGUGGGGUUUGCACAACUGCAGCCAUGUAAAUGUAUCUAAGAGUUAGAGCUGCUUUAAUUAUGUCGUCAAGUACCUAAUGCUUUAGAACCAGACUCUGCCAUGUGUAGGUUCCUGCGUAAUAGAAAAUCCAUGAAACUGAUUUGCUUUGUCAGAAAUGAUAAAAUCCUGUUGUUUUUCACUCUGUUUUUGUAUUAAUUAGCUGCCGUUGAGCCUCAGAAGUGGAUGGACUGAGGUUUGAUGCAGACCUUGGUCAAAUAAAUCCUGUCUCAGUACAAAGUUACUCUCAGAAAACCAGUCGCUCUGCUCUGUCUUCUUCAACUGUUUGACAGGCAAAAACGUGUGUGAAUGAAAUAUAAGAUAAUCCUCAGCUCAUUGACUGUGUUGUUGUCUAUACUUACAGCUGUCUAUGCUCACUAUAUGUACAAGGAUUUAUCUGCUAUUGUAUGCAAAAGAAGGAACUAAGAAUCAAGCUGUAUAUUAUUACACCCAAAGAAAUAUGGAUUUGAAUGUCUGUCCUUAUCAUGUCCUAUGAACAUAAACUAAAACCAGAAAAUAUCUAUUCAGAGAUACUUUCAUUAUUUAAAAUAAAUGUAUAUUAUAAAGUUAUUAUGAAUUAUACUGGUCUCAUUGAUAACAUCAAGAAUAUAUUUAUGCUAACAUGCAGCUACUGUUGUGUUUUUCUCAUGUGGAUUCACACCGUGGUGUCCUAUAAGCAGCUGUCACAGAAACGAUAGUGAAAUCGGCUGUGACAUCAUUUUGUGUGAGAAAGAAAACAAAACAAAAAGGAAAAAGCUGUAACAGAGCGUAUACAUCGAGGGAACCGCUACUGGAGCAUCUGCUCUCAUGUCCAUUACAUACGGUGUAUCAACCCUCACCACCUAAAUGGCUUCGUGUCCCGCUUUUCGCCUUAAGUGAAUCUUGUGCUCUCUGUGGAUUACUGAGAAAGCAAAGUGGCCUAUUUAUAAAACCAGCAAGGAGGGGAGUGAGCGAGAGAGAGCAAAAGGCCCUUGACUUGUAAUUCAUCAAAGUGGGACAAGUGCAAACAUUUCUCUGAAUCAGUACCAUUUGGCACUCCCCCUUGUACCUGGUUUGUUUCUCCUCACGUCGCCUUGCUCACUUGUGCUCUUAUCACUGCUGCUUGAGUAAGUCUGCCUUCCCCUCUCUAUUAUUUGGCCCUCGACUUUCAUUUGCCACACAUUUUCCUCGUGAGUUCAUCUGUCUCCCUCUCUGCAGCGCUCUAAACACUAAAUGAUGCACAGUGGAUGAUUUGAUCCCCCUUCCCAGACAUAUAUCAGUAUAAUUUUCUCUCUGGACGUCUCAGUAGGCUGGGUCCGGAAAGUCAGGUAAGGACAGCAGUGGGAGGAGGUAACUGAUGGUGUUUUCCCACUGAUUGAUAUCUGAUUGUAUUAAACAUCAACUCACCCAUAUAGCCAAUAUUCCAGUCAUAUUGCCCACUAGUGGUUCCUCCUCCCUGCAGGGUUAUUGUCUCUUGUCUUUAGUGACGCUUUGGGGCAAUUUUAAUUACUCUUGAUUUAGUGGCCUUGAAAAGUAGUGACAUUCAUUCACAAUAUUACCAAUAUGUUUUUGUAGAGCUAGUCAUUUUGAUUGACAUAAGUGCAUUUGCUUUUAUGCUGUAUGAGGUAAUAUCUAUUAGGCCAAGAGAGUGUCUCAUGUGCAGGACAUAUUUCCCUGAUGUACUGUGAGCUGAUUUAUACCCGAACAUGCAGCCCUCUUAAUAGCCUGAGUGCAUCUUUACAUUCACGUGUGUGGAGGAGGGGAGUUUCCUUUUUCAUCAGUCCUGUAUGAAUGGUGAAAGACCCCGUUUUAAUAACACUAGGUUUUCUUUUUUCUGUUCACAGGUUUAUGAUUUAAGCAGCUAGAGGACUGUGUUAU